Fonsecaea erecta is the source of this 396-nucleotide messenger RNA. RefSeq lists its product as hypothetical. The record is from RefSeq and is a predicted model, not a curated record. Lineage: Eukaryota; Fungi; Ascomycota; Eurotiomycetes; Chaetothyriales; Herpotrichiellaceae. The transcript has a single exon. Bases 1 to 396 code for a protein of 131 amino acids.
AUGGCCGCGCACCUCGCCGCGGUCGAAGCGGACGCAAAGCGUGGCACCAGGAGAGUCGUCAGCUCAGCGACCCUGUCGGACAGAUUGCCUCUGUGCCUCUCGAUGGUGCAGCAGGGCCUGACGACGAAAUUGCUGGGUGAGGAGAAGAUCCUGUUCCCGCUCGAGACCCUCGACGACGAGGACGUCGUCAGCCCCAACGAGGCGCCGCUUAUCCUGAUCAUUCACGGGCGCGACGACACCGCGGUCCCCGUGGAAGGCAGCGAGAAGUGGGUGCAGAAGGCCCGCGAAAAGCCCCGAGACCACGCCAAGGUCGCGUUGGUCGUCCAGCCGGGCGACCAUGGCUUGGACACGGACCAGAACGUGAGGCUGGACAUGCCGUGGUUGGGGACGGAGUAG